Molecule: messenger RNA, 1242 nt
Organism: Pseudozyma hubeiensis SY62
Lineage: Eukaryota; Fungi; Basidiomycota; Ustilaginomycetes; Ustilaginales; Ustilaginaceae
Product: short-chain dehydrogenase
Exons: 1
Coding region: 1-1242 (413 amino acids)
Source: RefSeq, a predicted model, not a curated record
AUGCAACGACCCGCCCAGAUCCCUCAGGUCAGCCAUGAUGCAGGGUCCAACAUAAAAAUAUCGACGAUUUGGCCUGCAGCUCGCUUUUCUCCAGAUACUGGAUGUGAUCAACCAUCCCUCGACCGUCGCAUCGUCGCACCUCAAGCCUUAGUCAUGUCGAUCCGCAUCAUCGCCACAGGUGGGCACUCGGGUCUCGGCUUGGAAGCGCUCAAGACGCUUCUGGCGACGCCUGCUCUCGCCUCGGGCGGCAGCCUCACUCUGAUGGUCCGAGAUGCCAACGCUGCUGCCGUCGUCAAAGCGCGGCGGAUGCUGUCCGAACAGCACAAAGCCGCCAUGCCCUCUACCGAAUCCCGUCUCACUGUCGACACGCACACCAUGGACCUGGCUUCCUUGUCGUCCGUUCGCAAAGCUGCCGAUGCCAUCAGACCGCAGCUGCAAGUCUCUGCUGCUACUGCUUCCGGCCAAGACAUCUUUCUACUCAACGCAGCCGUCGCCAAAACAGCAAGAAACACUGUUGUAGACGCAGAUCGGGCCUCCGGAAGCGUAGGAUAUCCGUCCGAUCACCUCGUCAGCACCGACAGCUGUAUCGAGACCACCGCAUGCGUCAACCACGUCGCGCAUCUCCUCUUCAUCUCCUCGCUCGCACCCACCAUCUCGGAAAAUGCGAAACUGGGCCGCAAGACUCGCAUCGUUUUCACAGGAAGCGCACUACAUCGUUCGAUCAAAGAUGUUGCGGUCCUGGAUCGGUUCUUCUCUGCCGCCUCGCACGACAGUCCCUCGCCUUGGACGUUACGCGAGACGUACGCCGCGUCCAAGUUCCUACAGAUGCUCGGUGUUCGAGCUCUACGUCGUCGACUUCAGGACGCACUGGAGGCGGCGGAGGCACCCGCAGCAAGUGUAGAAGUCGUCGUGGUGCAGCCUGGCUUUGUGCCACAGACAGGGCUUUGCCGCGAUUCAGGUCUGCUGACCCGCUUGGCCAUGUCAUACGUGCUUCCGUGGGCUCCCUUUGCCACGAGCUUAGAUGAUGCCGGUCGAUACAUCGCCGACGCCUGCACCAUUGACUUGUCAACCUCCGAGGUGCAAGAGGAGGAACAGGACGGCUUUCACUCGAAAGACAGCUCUGUACCGUCGGCAUUGCGAGAGGUUCACGCCAAAAAGCAACGUUUCGGCACGCUCGAUUCACGCACGGCAGACACUCAGCUGCAAGAGCGGUGGUGGCCUGCAGCGUGUGAUGAGGUCUGA